Molecule: messenger RNA, 171 nt
Organism: Funneliformis mosseae
Lineage: Eukaryota; Fungi; Glomeromycota; Glomeromycetes; Glomerales; Glomeraceae
Source: the annotation of a GenBank genome assembly
AUGAAAGGUCGUGAAGUAUGCAGUUUAGUUAAAUCAACACAAGGAAAUCCAAAGAUUAUUAAAAAGUAUACUUGCAAAGGAAGAGCUAUAACGGAUUUAGAGGAUGAAGGUCAUGCAUUGAACAACUUAACCAUGCACCCGAAGCAAGCCGAACCAAAACACUUGAUAUAA